Messenger RNA from Seminavis robusta, 1677 nucleotides. NCBI's taxonomy places the organism in Eukaryota, Bacillariophyta, Bacillariophyceae, Naviculales, Naviculaceae. The record is from the annotation of a GenBank genome assembly.
AUGGCGACAGGUCCUCCUCCUGAUCAAGAUGAGUUAAUUCCAUUGGAUGCACCAAAGACAGGAACUGAGGCGAAGGUUUCCUGCUACUGUCCAAAUUGCCAAGAGAACCAUGUCGCUAGGACUCGACUUCUGCCCACCCACAUUCCCUUUUUUCGAAAAGUCACAGUUCUUCAUUUGACCUGUUCCAAUUGUCACUACGAAAACAGACAAGUUUCCUUUGGAGGAACCAUUUCAGAGUGUGGACAAACACUAUCGCUGCGAGUUGGCCAAGCUGCUGAUUUGGAACGACAAGUCGUCCAAUCCGACACUGCCACCCUCUCCAUUCCACAAUGGCAGUUGGAAAUUCCAUCCCAGCAAGGGACCGUCACGACUCUGCAAGGUGUCUUACAACGAGUCGCCUCCAAUCUACGAGCCCAGCAACCGGAACGAUUAAAAUUGGGAGACCUGGACAAUUUUCGCAGAUGUCAAACUGUCAUUGAUCAAGUAGAGAUCUAUGUCGUCAAUGACAAUGUCGAAGACGAGGCGGUUGCUGACCAUGGAGAAAAUGGCAACACUACAAAAUUACUAGAGACAAAUUCGCCAUUCAUCCCCUUUGACCUCAUUUUGGAUGAUCCUGCUGGAAAUUCGUUCAUUGAAAGCCUUCCAGCUCCCAACCAAGAUCCCAAAUUGACAGUACAAACAUACAGGAGAACGCCCUCACAAGACUUGGCGAUAGGGUUACAACCAGAAAAAGCUCCCUCGGAAGCUGCUACCAUCGACGACGACAACAACCCUCACCACAAAAAUACUAUACUCAAUGAUGCCGGACAUGCAAUGGAUGACGAGACGAACCAAGUGGACAAUCAGCAGCAGGGGCAACCACCACAAGUCAUGACGUUUCAGACCGGUGCUUGUCCCAAUUGUCAACAAUCAGCGCGAACCAACAUGUGUCAAAUCCAUAUCCCGCACUUCAAGCAAGUCAUUCUCAUGAACCUACUUUGUGAUACAUGUGGCUAUCGCAACAAUGAAAUUAAAGUUGGUGGGGAAAUUUGCAAGCAUGGGACCAAACUAUCCUUGGCCAUACGUUCGGAAGAAGACUUGAAACGAGAAGUAAUCCUCGCGGAUACCGCCAGUAUUGUCAUUCCCGAGAUCCAGCUGGAAGGAGGAGGGGGGAUGGGAGGCAUCUACACAACCGUGGAGGGGCUCCUGAAGCGACUCUUGCAACAGCUGACCGUCGCCAAUCCAUUUGCCACUGGCGAUGCCGUUACACAGCAUCAUUGCAAUAGUGAGGGUACUUUGCAUAUCCAAAAAUACAACAAAUUCUUGGCUGCGUUGCGGGAUAUAAGUCAAGCCAAAGUUGACGUGCUGCCAGUGACACUGGUUUUGGAUGAUCCACUAUCCAAUUCAUUCAUAGGAACCAUUCGCCAGAAAAGAGAAGACGAAAAUUUGAAAAUAGAGACGUAUCCACGCUCUUGGGAACAAAACGAGGCUCUAGGGUUGAAUGACAUGGCAACAGAGAACUACUCUUUAUCCAGCAAAACCAACUACGGUUCCGAUCAACCAAUUGACAAGGACGUGGGGCAAUCUUUUUCACUCGUCCCUCGAGGUCCAGACCAUCCGCAUCGAACAGGAAAGCCACAUGUGGACAAUGACAAUACCACCUUUGGGGGUGACCUUGGAACGAAACCUUCUUGGUGA